CCUAGCGGGACCUGAAAAAAAGUUCACGACAAGCGUUUCAGUGAAAAAUCGGGAAUUCGGUGAGGAAUUAACGAGCAAUUUGCCAGAGGAAUACGGCCAAGUGGACGGAAAUUACGCGCCAACAUGGACACCAACGGGGAUCGAAUAGAAAAACUCUAUAAAAACUACGAAAUCCUUAGUGAAGCCAAGGAGAAAAUCACCGAGCAUGAAGCCGAGUACCGGGAAAUCCUGGAUGCCGUCAAGGGCUCCGCGAAGGAGAAACGUCUGGCGUCGCAGUUUAUCGGGAAGUUCUUCAAACACUUUCCCUCGCUGGCCAACAUGGCCCUCGACCGGCAGCUCGACCUGUGCGACGAUGUAGACCCGCAGAUUCGACGCCAGGCGAUUAAAGAUUUGCCCCAGCUGGGCCGUGACAGUACGGAUCAUACACCGCGGAUUGCCGAUAUUUUGGCCCAACUUCUCGGUUCCGACGAUGUUUCGGAGUUGCAGCAAGUGCACCAGUCCCUCAUGACGUUGACCAAGUACGACGCCCUUGGGACUUUGACGGGCGUUUUUAGCCAAAUAGCGACCGGAGAUGAGACAGUGCGAGACCGUUGUUUCCAGUUCAUUAACAACAAGAUCAUGAAAAUUGGUACAGAAAUCAUUACGAAGCCGCUCGAAGACUUCAUUAUCGAUGAAAUCAAGAAAGCUCUUUCGGAGGACGUAACAGCCGAUGAGUUUCAUCAGUGCAUGGCGAUCCUGGGGCAGACGAAGCUCAGCAAAACGUUGCCUGGACACGUUGAGCUGGUAAAAAUAGCCGCUGAGCAGGCGGACCUGGACAACGAUCCGGGUGUCCUUGCGUCCGAUGACGAAACGGUUGAACGUUUCAUAAAUUGUGCAACGGAGGCUAUGCCGUACUUUUCCUCUCAGGUAGAGUCAACGCGGUUCGUGAAGUUUGUGUGUGAAAAAUUCCUCCAACGGAACGUAUGGAGUCUGAUCGGUGCGGCCGAUGAGCAUCAUCAAACUCAGUUGCGACUCCUUAAAGUGUUUGCUGAGAUCUGUCCUUCCUGCGGUACGCUUGAGAAAGCAUCCGAAAAAGUACAAGCCAUUUAUGAAGUGUUACUGGAGUACAUGCCACUACCACCGCUCGAUGCAGACCUGAAUGAGACACCUUCUUUCCAUUUUUCGCACGCCGAGUGUCUGCUGUACGCUCUGCACACACUCGGUAAGCAGGCGGCCGAGUUUCUCACGUUCCCCGAAAAUCCAGCCAAACUGAAAGACUUCCGUUCGCGGCUACAGUAUCUCGCCCGGGGCACUCAGGGCUACAUCAAGAAGCUCCAGGAAGCCGUGAAGGGUAAAACGGUGGAGGAAAUGAAAUCGGAGGAAAAUCAAAUCAGAGUAACGGCCCUAAAGACAACCUCCAACAUCAGCACCCUGAUUCGCGACCUUUUCCACACACCUCCUUCCUUCAAAUCGAACGUUCAUCUAUCGUGGUUUGUGCCGAAAGGAAAGAAAUUGCAACAAAAGGAAGCGGAAGAGGCGAAGGCGGGCAACAAACGACAUGCCCCGAUCACCUUCGAUGCUAACGGAAAAGCUACCAAGGGGGCGGCAGCUGGUGGUGGUGAUACAAAAGGCCCUAAGCAGUCAAAAGCUAGCCCCGGGUCGCAAAAGAUGUACACGCCACCGUCGGGCAAGUACUCUGGCAAGAUACACAACAACCAGCAGUCGAAGAAUGGUGGUAGUGGCCGCCGUGGAUCCGUUGGAGGUAACGGUGGCGGUGGUGGUGGUGGUGGCGGCGGUGGAAAUUUCCGGCGUGGUGGUGGCGGAGGCGGUGGACGAAACAACGUGGGAAAAAGGAAGUAUUAGAGCGGCAAAUGGUAAGAGGAGUUGCUCUUCUCCCGAAAAGGAUAUCUCCGAGUGAGAAGGAGCAGUGUACGAACAGCUCGUGGCGAUGUGUUUUUGCUUUUCAUUUGCUUGCAUUGUCUUUCCUUCUGCUUUCAUAUCGCGGAACUUUCUACGGCUAGGCAUUCGUGCUAGCAGGUGACCAUGCUUUCGUUAAAAAGAAAGCAUUUUUUUUUAAUCUACGUUCAUUCACCACAUCCUGUGCUCAGAACGGCUUGAUUAGAUGUUGUGGGCACAUUACUGAUUUUAAUGAUUCUACGAAUUAUUUGAAAACUUUAUUUAGAUCAAUAGCAGCGAUAGAUGCUCUGUUGUUAUGAAGAACGUGAUGCGCCUACUGUUUGCGCAGCUAUAACUAUUCAGUAAUUGUUUUAGAAUCUAGACAGGCAUUGGUUUAUGAUGUUUUCAUUCGAUACUGUAUCCCCAGAAAAGGGGAUAGAGAGUGAAGUAAUGAUAUUCGCUUGUUUACUUGAAUGAGAUUCACCAAACAAACAAUGCACCGUAGUUCCUCAUGCGUUUUCAAAAUACGAGUUACAUUUUCUUCGUAUCAGGAUCUUCCACAUUUUUCCAACUCUCAUAAUGCAACCAAGCAUUAGUACCUUUUCAUUCACUUCACCUUAUCGCUACCAUAGUUUCCUUUGCUUGCGCACCUUUUUCGCACAAAACACAUCUGUCGUCAAGCUGUUCGUACUCUCCGCAUCCAAUCGCAUUUGCCAUCGUCCGACAGUUACAACAGCAACCACCACAACAACGAUAUCUCUACGACCCUCUGCAAGAUGCACCCCGCCCGCGCCACUGUAUCCGCAGUGCUGAUGAUCCUGAAAAACGCAAGUGAAAACUCGAUUUCCAACCGUGUGUAAGUGUGUAGCGUCGUAUUGCUCUAGCUUUCAAUCGUGUGUGCGAUGGACAGGUUUGGACCGGAAGUGCAUAAAAUGAGUAUUGUCUAACCUACUACCGAUAUCUAAACAUUUUACUUCUGAACGAUAGCCGAUACCUAUUGGGUAGCACUAUCCUUUACGAUGCCGUUACGCUAUGAUUUAUCGCAUGGCGAUCGUUGCUUGACUAGUUCGUUGUGAACUGGAACUUCAUUUCAGGAGAUACCUCUUUUGAUACUUACAUGAACAUUGAUGCUCUAUUUUGUGAGCUUGAAGAUGACAAUUUAAACAUUUUAGUGAGUACACUGACUUGCAAUCAUUAUACUAAUGAUGAUAAACCUAGCGGUUAACAUGCCGAACUUCAUAAAAUCAAUUUCGAUCACAGUUUGCCGAAUGGUUCGCUUUGGAGCUGCAAUUGGUCGGCUUUUUUAAACAAUUUGGUUGUGAUUGUGGGAUUCCUUCUAUAAGCAAACCCCUAUUGCCGGUACUCUUGUGUACAGGAAAAGUAUCGAUGGUUAGUUGUGUUACCGGUUCCGGUUCGAACAGUACACGGUUUACACGAAAGCAAGCUACAAUACGACAAUUAAUAAAAAUUCAAUAAUAAAAUUCUAACGAUAUGAAACAUA
Anopheles aquasalis is the source of this 3376-nucleotide messenger RNA. It is a transcript of the gene cass, whose product is annotated as apoptosis inhibitor cassowary. Gene Ontology annotation, molecular function: RNA binding. Gene Ontology annotation, biological process: negative regulation of apoptotic process. NCBI's taxonomy places the organism in Eukaryota, Metazoa, Arthropoda, Insecta, Diptera, Culicidae. Gene Ontology annotation, cellular component: nucleus. The record is from RefSeq and is a predicted model, not a curated record.